Microthlaspi erraticum is the source of this 672-nucleotide messenger RNA. The record is from the annotation of a GenBank genome assembly. NCBI's taxonomy places the organism in Eukaryota, Viridiplantae, Streptophyta, Magnoliopsida, Brassicales, Brassicaceae.
AUGGUUUCAAGAGAACAAGAUUUUGAAAUAGAUCUUGAAGCUGGUCGAACCGAUGUUACUAGAGAAUCAACAUCAGAACGAUUGAAUCUCGGUGUGCCUGAGAAGAUUGGUGAUGAUCUGGUCUCUCCGUUAAUGGGAAACGAGAAGCCGGCAGAAACAAGCAGUCAGAGUUCGGAUCUUUCAGGGGGGAAAUGCGAUGUUGGAAGAAAGUUUAAGAAGUCAAGAAAGGCUUCAAAGCCACCAAGACCUCCUAAAGGCGCUUCCUUGUUGAGUGCCAUUGACCAUAAGGUGAUGAGGGAGAUAGCUGAUCUCGCGAUGAGAAAGCGAGCUAGGAUCGAACGGAUGAAACACUGCCUGAGAAGGAUCAAAGCAGCCAAGUCAUCAUCAUCAACUUCUUCUUCAUGCUUCAGCGUUUUGUCGAUGAUAGUUACGGUUCUGUUCCUCGUCUUUCUAUUCUCUCAAGGAUUAUUCGCAGGCAAUACGAGUUUGAGUUCAGACAAAUCACCUGCACCAGUUGUUUCACCUAACAACCGAUUUGUUUCAGUUCAGUUCAACAAUGAAUUUGCUCCCGUUGAGCAAACCGAUCCCAGCCCAACAACCUCUUUCAGAUACACGAGGAAGCGAAUUUCAGGGGCUGAAGAAGAAGAAGACUCGAGAGAUGUCACCAGAUGA